AUGGCCGAGCCCAGUCUCGCGGUGCGGAGGAAGAGCCGCCCCGGCUCUGUCCGGAAGCGGAGCCGGUCCCCGGUGCAGCCUAGCGCUGUCUGCUCGCCGCUGGCUCGCAAGAGACCGAGCUCCGGUGGCGAGGGGCUCCCGGCGGAGACCCCGUGUAGUAAUGAUAGUGAAGAAGAUAUGUUUGGCGACUAUGACAGCUUUUAUGGAAAUGAUUCUUUGCUAGCUCAAGUUGAUGAUGUAGAGCACAAAUGCCUGCAGGAUAAAAAUACGGAUAUUAAAGCAGCUGGAGAAAUUAUACUUGGGAAUCUUCAGUCAGGAAUUCAUCAGAAAAAACAGGAUUAUUUUUCUACUUCAGAAAAUAUGGUUGUCCUUAAAGCUGACAAUGAGGAUGCUUUCCAAACAAAUGAAAAUGACCUGUUGGAUAACAAUCAAGAACUGACUGAAUCUAUUUUAGAUGACUUGCCAUCAUCACAACUUUUGUAUUUUGAGAAAGUGGAUAAACUUUCUUCUGAUUCUAGAAUAUCUCCAGUCUCAGAAAGGAGGAAUAAAUGUGUGAAUUCUUCCUCGGACAAAAUCAGGAGUCCAUCACCUUUUUGUCCUGAUGCUGAACAUGGGAACAGACCUACUGACUUUUCCUCAGACUCUAAGUGUGAUUUAUUUAAAACUGAGAGUCUUAAAGAUCAUCUGAAAAGUGCUAUGACUGGAAAUGCCAAAGCCCGGACUCUGCAGGUCUCUAAGACCAAGCAGCUUAAAGAAACUGUUUUAUCGGAUGUUGCUAGGAAAACUAUUGAAUCUUCUUCAGUUGAUAUAGGUCCUUUUUAUGGAUUACCUAGCAAAGUUAAAGAUCUAUUCAGACAAUUUCGAGGGAUUGAAACGCUUUAUGAAUGGCAGCAUGAUUGCUUAAUGUUAGAAUCUCUACAGCAAAGAAAGAAUUUAAUAUACUCAUUGCCAACCAGUGGUGGAAAAACACUUGUAGCUGAAAUAAUAAUUCUCCAAGAAUUACUUUGUAGGCAGAAGGAUGUUCUGAUGAUCCUGCCAUAUGUUGCCAUUGUCCAAGAAAAGGUCUGGGUUAGGGGUUUAUCGAGUUUUGGGAUAGAAUUGGGUUUCCUGGUUGAAGAAUACGCAGGAAGUAAGGGAAGAUUUCCACCAAUCAAGAGAAGAAUAAAAAAGUCUCUUUAUAUUGCUACUAUAGAAAAAGGACAUGCUCUAGUGAAUUCCUUAAUUGAAACAGAAAGAAUUGAUGACCUUGGUCUGGUUGUAGUAGAUGAGUUGCAUAUGCUUGGUGAGGGAAGUCGUGGAGCAACACUGGAAAUCACUCUUGCAAAAAUUCUUUACACUAGUAAAAACACGCAAAUCAUUGGAAUGAGCGCAACUUUAAAUAAUGUUGGAGACCUGCAGAAGUUCCUGCAAGCGGAGUACUAUACUAAUAAUUUUAGACCGGUAGAAUUAAAGGAAUAUGUAAAGAUACGAGACACCAUUUACGCAGUUGACAACAAAACAGAAAAUGGCUAUACUUUUUCACAUCUCCUUAACUUCAAGUAUUCUAGUAAUCUGGAGAAAGCAGAUCCUGACCACAUCAUUGCACUGGUUACUGAAGUUAUUCCUAAAUAUUCCUGCCUGAUCUUUUGUCCCACUAAAAAGAACUGUGAAAAUGUGGCUUCCAUGGUGUGCAAGUACCUCAAGAAAGAAUUUAGAGCUCACAGGGAGAAAGAGAAACAAGAUCUCAUCAAGAACCUGAAGAAUAUUGGAAAUGGAAGCGUCUGUCCUGUUCUGAAGCAAACAAUCCCUUUUGGUGUUGCCUAUCACCAUAGUGGCCUUACAAAUGAUGAAAGAAAAAGUAUAGAGGAAGCAUAUUCUACAGGUGUCCUGUGUCUACUUGCUUGUACAGCUACUUUAGCUGCUGGAGUCAACCUGCCAGCUAGAAGGGUUAUUCUCAGAGCUCCUUAUGUUGCUAAUGAUGUCCUGAAGAAGAACCAGUAUAAACAAAUGAUUGGCAGAGCUGGUCGAGCUGGAAUUGACAGCGCAGGAGAAAGUAUUCUCAUAGUGCAAGAAAAAGACAAACACUUGGUUCAGGAUUUAAUUAACAGUCCUUUGGAGAAUUGCUACAGCAAUCUUCUGCUGGAGUUGACCAAGGGAAUGCAGAGCCUGUUGUUAUCUUUGGUUGGACUGAAGAUAGCAGUUACCCGUGAGGAAGUCAACAAUUUUAUGUGCAAUACAUUGCUGGGUGUUCAGCAGCAGCUGCUGUCUAAAGAGAAAAGCCUCUCAGAGAUAAUUAAAGAUGGGUUAGAAAAUCUAAUAGAAAAAGGACUCCUAAAAGGAAGAAUAUCUGAGAAGGACCAAGAUUCCAAAUGUACACUAACAAUCACACUGUUGGGUAAAGCUACAUAUAAAGGGUCUAUAGACUUGGCAUACUGCAAUCUUCUUUACAGAGAAUUGAAGAAAGGUUUGGAAGGGCUGAUUCUUGAGAGCAAUCUUCAUCUUCUAUAUCUGGCAACUCCGUAUGAUAUGACUUCUAACUGUAGCCCAGAUUGGAUGAUAUACUUGAGACAGUUCAACCAGUUAAGUGCAGCAGAGCAAAAAGUAGCGGAUAUUGUGGGAGUACCUGAAAGCUUUAUUACAAAAAAGGCUUCUGGUCAAGCCAUCAGAAAGAAUGUGGACAGUGCUGUGGUAAACAGGCUCUACCUGUCGUUUGUCCUUUAUACCCUACUGAAAGAGACCAAUAUAUGGAGCGUUUCAGAGAAAUUUAAUAUGUCUCGAGGAUAUGUGCAAAAUCUCCUUAAUUCUGCUGCCUCAUUUGCCUCCUGUGUUCUCCAUUUCUGUGAGGAAUUGGAAGAAUUCUGGGUUUAUAAAGCCUUGCUGACAGAACUUACCAAGCAGUUGACAUACUGUGUUAAGAGAGAACUCAUCCCUCUGAUGGAGGUAGCAGGGGUUCUAGAGGCUAGAGCAAAACAGCUUUAUAAUGCAGGAUACAAAACUUUAGCACACUUGGCUAAUGCAAAUCCAGAAACUCUGGUCAAGAUGAUUGAGCACUUGUCACCACGUCAAGCCAAACAAAUUGUUUCAUCUGCAAAGAUGCUGCUGAGUGAAAAAGCUGAGGCUUUACAAGAAGAAGUUGAAGAACUCUUAAAGGUGCCUACAAAUAUCCCAGGGACCUACUGACCAACUGUCAUGAAGAAAAAUCAUGAAUCUAAAAAUUGGGAUUUUUAAAAUUUUUAACUUUCCUGUGUAAAGCUGCUGACACAUGUGCUUGAGCGAGCUACUCCAAAAUUCCUGCUUGCAGGAAUCUCUACUAAUUAGUGUAGCUAAUGGAAGGAGAGAAAUAGAGUUGCAGUUCAUAACAAAGAAGUUGUCCCAGAGUUGUGUAAGAAAUUGUAAAUGAUGCCUAGUUUAAGCCAUGUUAAAAGAUGCAAAUAUCAAA
Fulmarus glacialis (Northern fulmar) is the source of this 3418-nucleotide messenger RNA. RefSeq names its product helicase, POLQ-like (gene HELQ). NCBI's taxonomy places the organism in Eukaryota, Metazoa, Chordata, Aves, Procellariiformes, Procellariidae. The transcript is spliced from 19 exons. Gene Ontology annotation, molecular function: ATP binding; nucleic acid binding. The record is from RefSeq and is a predicted model, not a curated record. The coding region runs from base 1 to 3159 and encodes 1052 amino acids.